GAUAAUCCGUUUAUGGAUGCAUGUUUUUGGACACAUGACAUGACAUCAAGAUCCAAGAUGCGGACGACAAGUAGUAGUUCCCUAGCAACACUCCCCGAAUUUAAAAUUGCUCUGCUGGGUUGCCUCGGUGUCGGCAAAUCAGCUCUUACAGUCAAGUUCAUCACAAAAAGGUUCAUCAACGAGUACGACCCGACACUAGAAGAUUCGUACACGAAGAAAGAUUCUGUGGAUAACCAGGUUGUUCUUAUCACUCUACUCGAUACAGUAUUCCAGGAGACACGUGACAUAGAACGAUAUCUGGAUUGGUCGGAUGGUCUUAUGGUAGUGUACAGUAUUACCAGUAAGCAAAGCUUUGACGAAGCCAAGCAACUUCUUCAUGAUGUGUCUGAGUUACAGAAAAACAACGGAGAAUCGACAGAGAUUCCUGUCGCCCUUAUCGGUAACAAAAAUGAAAUGGAGAGAUACCGACAAGUCAGCAAAGAUGAAGGCACAAUCCUUGCUACCCAGUAUGCAUGCUCAUAUCAUGAAGUUUCAGCAGCUGGUGACUUUGAAGAUGUUGAAAUAGUAUUGCACAAAAUGGUUCGGGAAAUUAAGAGAGAAACUGAGCGACAUAUGCCUAUCAAACCACUUUUUAUAUCAGAAGACAAACUGUUACUACCGCCCGCUACGACAAGUGGCAAGGAGAGAGGCGAUAGAUCCAAAUCUCCCACACCAAAGCCACCAAAAGUUGUUCAGAAAAAGACUGUUACAAGCUUUAAGAUUUUCAACAAAAAGGGCUUCAAAAUUUUCUAAGAAGAGCUUUCAUUCUUGUUACGUUUGUGUAUAAUUUUAUUCUGUACCCUAGUUUGCAUGUUGUUUCCAAAAGAAGACUGUUGCAUUUGUUCGUACCUACCAAAUUUAGGGAGUUUGACGCGAUUAUUAAUGAUACAUAAAAAAAAAGCUGUGUUAUUAUUUCAUUGUUUUUCAUAUUAGCACAAUGUAGCUGGACCAAGAUGGAGUUUUGAAUUGUAUUCAUACCUCCAAGAAACACGUGUUAUGCAAAGCAAUAAUAAGAAAAAGAUUUUGAAAUAUUUUUGUUAUUGUUUUCUUUUUUUUUUAAAUAAAAAAAAAAAUAUCGAGAUAGUUGUAGGUUAUUAAAGCAAUGUAAAAUAAUAGAUCAAUAUGAUAGUGGCAAUCACCACUAAAAUAAUAAUUGACAAAAUACAUAGGCCUAUUAUAUGCCGUACGUUAAUAAUACUAUAGAAAAAUGACUGAUGUACUGAAUAAUAUUAUUACCUGAGUAUAUUAUUCAAUAUAGGUAAUAUAAAGCAAUGUACUGUAUUGUCGUUGACAUAUUGAAUAACAUAGCAAUGUAAAAUAAUAGAUCAACAUGAUAGUGGCAAUCACCACUAAAUUAAUAAUUGACAAAAGACAGGCCUAUCAUAUGCCGUACGGUAAUAAUACUAUAGACUAACGACUGAUUAAUAUUAUUAUAGUAUAUUAUUCAAUAUAGGUAACAAAAAGCAAUGCACUGUAUUGUCGUUACCAUAUUGAAUAACGAUUAGCCUAAUUGUUAAGACCAACAAUUUGUAGUAAAUAAACAUGUAGUAAACCCAA
Messenger RNA from Anneissia japonica, 1596 nucleotides. RefSeq names its product ras-like protein family member 12. NCBI's taxonomy places the organism in Eukaryota, Metazoa, Echinodermata, Crinoidea, Comatulida, Comatulidae. The transcript is spliced from 5 exons. Gene Ontology annotation, molecular function: GTP binding; GTPase activity. The record is from RefSeq and is a predicted model, not a curated record. Bases 13 to 792 code for a protein of 259 amino acids.